Penicillium malachiteum is the source of this 261-nucleotide messenger RNA. RefSeq lists its product as uncharacterized. The coding region runs from base 1 to 261 and encodes 86 amino acids. The record is from RefSeq and is a predicted model, not a curated record. Lineage: Eukaryota; Fungi; Ascomycota; Eurotiomycetes; Eurotiales; Aspergillaceae. The transcript has 2 exons.
AUGUCAGCAGUUCAAAAUUUUUCGAUUACCACCGCUACGCCAAAUUCAGGUUCAUUCAUGACUGUGAAUUCUGCAAAUCAAUUUAACACAGAGGCUGCUUUUCAAUAUCACAUCAUCUCCUCCCUGCGUCAAGCUCAGGAAUACCACGAAUUUCUGUAUACUGACGUGCCUCGAUCCUGGGGAGAGGUUAUCUUGCAGGUUAUCGACGAGAAGAUUUCAUCCCGACAUGUUCAAUACGAAUUCGAAUCAUGCCAACUUUGA